Messenger RNA from Hermetia illucens (black soldier fly), 1190 nucleotides. RefSeq names its product antigen 5 like allergen Cul n 1-like. The transcript is spliced from 4 exons. Lineage: Eukaryota; Metazoa; Arthropoda; Insecta; Diptera; Stratiomyidae. The record is from RefSeq and is a predicted model, not a curated record. The coding region runs from base 398 to 1147 and encodes 249 amino acids.
CGAGGAAGCAUAAACAGUAGAACUUGACGUGGAGCCUUAGUCGGACAGUAACGCAUACUCCAUUGUUCAACUUUUUUUUGCAUUGAGUGAUUAUUUACCCAACUGAGCAAAAAUACAAACUUCUUUAUUUUUAAGUAAUUGCUUUCUACUAAUUACCGCGGCAGUUCGUUCCUAUCAAGACGUCUCAUGAGUUCCCCGAAUUGAAGGGUGUCAUUAGUGGAGCAAAUUUAUGGCUUAUCCAGAACCAUAUGUGCUAUUAUUUGAAGUAAACAGAAAAUAGAUGGUUGGUGUUCAAAACAAAUAAUUGUAAAGCUGUAUAAAAGUUGAUUCAAGAAAGUAUCUCGCACUAGAACUGUCGCACCCAGUGUUGAAGUUGUUUGGAACUCGAAAAGUGAAAAUGUGGAAGGUUGUGAUUGCUUUGGUUUCCUACGUCAUCUACGUCCAAGGACAAACGGCCAACUAUUGUUCGACCUCGCUUUGUUCAGGGAGCAAACAUAUCGCCUGCGGAAAUAAUGGGGCUUUCAGCUCAACAUGUCGAUCAGGACGUACAAUUGUCGAUCUUGGCUCCUACAAAAACCUUAUCGUUGACAAGCACAAUACGUAUCGGAAUAAAUUAGCAAGCGGAAGUAUGAAGUUCAAACCAGCCUCUCGCAUGGCGACAAUGCAAUGGGACGACGAAUUAGCAAAACUGGCUGUCCUGAAUGUCAAACAAUGUGUUAUGAAGCAUGACGCUUGCCGCAAUACAGAUCGCUUCAAGUGGUCCGGUCAAAAUUUGGCAUGGCGUUGGGGACGUCCAGCACCAAGUGCAGAGGCUUCUAUCAUCGGCGGAAUUGACAGUUGGUUCAACGAGUACAAGGAUGCCACGCAAGCCAACUUGGAUAAAUAUUCCUCAACCAAGGCUGUCAUUGGACACUUCACGGCUAUGGUGAAUGACCGUAACACACGCGUAGGCUGCGGAAUGUUGAGGCAACCCAAGGACAAUGGUGCAGAAUUCUUCUUUGCCUGUAACUAUGCGCAAACUAAUAUUUUGAACAGGCCAAUAUAUGUUAGUGGGACGGCCGCAUCGAAAUGUACUAAGGGAAAGAACAGCAAAUACCCCGCUUUAUGUGCUGCAUCGGAACCUAUCAAUCCCAAUUUUAUACCUUAGAUCAGAGAUAAUUGAGACAGUUUAAUAAAUGGUUACAACAGGU